CGCAGCCCAGCCGAGCCUCGCGGGGCCGCCGCCAGCCCUGCCGGCCGUCUCCCCGAGCCUCCCUGGGGGCGCUGCGCUUGCCCCUCGCGGCCCGCAGACAGCUCCGCAGGAACUGGUGGGCGCACCGCGCUCCCCACCGCCGCCGCCGCCGCGCGCGUUCCAGGGCUCCCAAGGCCACGGGCAUGAUGCUUCGGGUCCUGCUGGGGGCUGUCCUCCCCGCCAUGCUGCUGGCCGCUCCGCCGCCCAUCAACAAGCUGGCCCUGUUCCCGGAUAAGAGUGCCUGGUGCGAGGCCAAGAACAUCACCCAGAUCGUGGGCCACAGCGGCUGUGAGGCCAAGUCCAUCCAGAACAGGGCAUGCCUGGGACAGUGCUUCAGCUACAGCGUCCCCAAUACUUUCCCGCAGUCCACAGAGUCCCUGGUGCACUGUGACUCCUGCAUGCCAGCCCAGUCCAUGUGGGAGAUCGUGACCUUGGAGUGCCCUGGCCACGAGGAGGUGCCCAGGGUGGACAAGCUGGUGGAAAAGAUCUUGCACUGCAGCUGCCAGGCCUGCGGCAAGGAGCCCAGUCACGAGGGGCUGAGCGUCUACGUGCAGGGCGAGGACACGCAGGGCUCCCCGCCCGGCCUCCACCCCCACCCCCACCCCGGGCAGACCCCCGAGCCCGAGGACCCCCCUGGGGCCCCCCACACCGAGGAAGAGGGGGCUGAGGACUGAGGCCCUCUGCUCUUCCUCCCCUCUCGUUCCCUGUGGCAUGCUGGGUCUCGUCCUCCCGGGGAAGGGUUGGGGGAGAGGCCGAAGCCCCCCUUUGGCACUGGAUGGACUUGGCUUCAGACUUGGACUUGGAAUGCUUCCCGGUUGCCAUGGAGAUCUGAAGUGGGAGGGGGGCCUGGCACCAAGCUGCACAAUUUAAUAUAUUCCAGAGUGGGGGGAAGAAGCAGAGGUCUUCAGGGUUCUUUUGCGUGGGGGGGUGGGUCUCUUCCUUUCUGCCUCCUAGAGAUGUGCCCUGGGGAGGGGGUGGAAGUUGGCUAAGCUGCUGCGUUGGGAGGAGGCUGUCCAAGAUGGCAGGAGCCAGGCCAAGGCCCGCACGGCCCCUGGUGGGGCCGGACCCUGGGGGUGCAGAUGGUGGCCCUGGGCCCUGAGCUGAGGGCAGGCACCUUGCCAGCCGCAACCCGGAGGGCAGACUCAGAAGACCAUUGGCAGAAGCAGGAAGCUCUAGCCCCACAGGCCUUCCACCCCGUUCCCCCUCCCCGGGGCAGCUUCUUCUGGUGGCGCUGAGGUGGCCCUCCCUCCGUGGCAUGGUUGGGAGUCAGGCCUGGGCAGGACCCUGCUGACUCAUGGCCCUGGAGCUGGGAGCCAGGCCGCCUGGCUUCCUUGUCUUUCCAGGGGGCAGAGGAGGUGAGGGAGGAGGAGUCCUGCUGGGCCGGCGGGAGGCGGUGACCCCCUGGACCAGACGCGCGUCCCUCCUUGCCCUCUCUCGGAUCUUUGUCUCCCGCUGCCCCCCCACGUCCCGCGCCCCUCCAAGCUGACGGAGCCGGCCUCACCCCCUUGGGAAGCUCUUUCUGAAUAUCUAACGGUGGGGAGAGGUCUCCCUGACCCAGAGGUUCCCAGGAGGGACCGGCUGGGAAGGACCCUGGCUGAGCCCCAAGAAACGAGGAAGAGGAGGGGCGCGGGCUCGUGGGUCGGCUCUCCAGCUGCCCCGUACCCACCUCCCUCCUCCCAGCUGCACUUUAGCCCCAGAGGGAGUGCGGGGCCCUGGGGUUGGGCGAGCGGGCAGGGAAGAAUGCCCUCCAGGACCCACAGCCGCCUGCGUCUGCCCUCUGUCCCCAGGGCUGCUGCCAGUCCCUCCUGCCCCCCAGGCCGAGGGGUGCCCACCCUCACGGCUGUUCUGACAAGAGCUUCUGGAGCUUGUAACCAGUAGAUUGUCUCACCCCCAAACCCUCAGUUUUCUCAUGAAUAAAUUCGUUCAACGCC
Messenger RNA from Phacochoerus africanus (Common warthog), 1970 nucleotides. It is a transcript of the gene NBL1, whose product is annotated as NBL1, DAN family BMP antagonist. Lineage: Eukaryota; Metazoa; Chordata; Mammalia; Artiodactyla; Suidae. Gene Ontology annotation, biological process: animal organ morphogenesis. Gene Ontology annotation, molecular function: receptor ligand activity; BMP binding. Bases 183 to 713 code for a protein of 176 amino acids. The transcript is spliced from 4 exons. The record is from RefSeq and is a predicted model, not a curated record.